UAAAAAAGUCUGUCCUUAAUUGUCUGAAAAAUAAAAUCCAAAGGAAAACAGUUAUCCAAUAAAAUGUAUAUGACUUUUUCCAAAUUUUCUUGAUAAAAGCGAGGAUGAAAUAGUUUGAUAACUUUACCUACUAAACUAAUUAUGGUGCCUUCUUUGUGUUAAAGGAUUCUGAGAGUAGAAAUUCAAAUAUCUCCCAAAAUAGGAUGGUUCUUGGUACCAAUUAACUAUCAAUUUAUCCUUCUUUUUCAUAAUCGUCAAAUCUAAAAAACUGAUUUUAUCAUUUAAGCCCACCUCUAUCAUAAAUUUGAUUCUUGUGUGAAAAGAAUUGAAAAUAUUAGUCACUAUUUCAUACGAAUCCUCUAGUACUAAUAAAAUGUCAUCUACAUAACGGAAAUAAAACGGAAUGUUAAACGGUAAUUUUUCAAUAGCUAGUUUCUCAAUAUCUUGUAAGGUAAUAUUCCCAAUAAUGAGAGAGAGUGGUGAACCCAUAGGAGUACCGAAGGUCUCUUUGUAAUAACAGUUAUCAAAUUUGAAAAAAGUCGAAGAUAACACAAAUUGUAUGCUUCUCAUAAACUCAUAUUGAGUAAUGCAGAUGUUGUCUUUUAUGUACUCCCAUCUUUUUGUUAAACUAGAAAUAACCAAGUCUAUUGGUAUAUUAGCGAACAAAGAGACCACAAGUGAAACUAAUUUAUAGUUUGGUUCCAAUCUUAUGCAAUUCAAUCUAUUCACUAAUUCAAAACUAUUGGUAACAUGAGAAUUAGGUUUCGGGAUACUAUUAUAUAUUAACUUGUGAAGAAAGUUGGCUAAAUUAUAGAGUGGGCUAUUUAUGGAGGAAAUAAUGUUUCUCAGUGGACAGUCAGAUUUAUGCACUUUCGGCAGACCAUAAGCUCGAGCUUUUCGAACAAGUCAAAGCCGAAAGAGGAAUGGCAGCGCUUGAGAAAACAAUAACAGUCGUCAGCGGAGAUGUGUCACAGCUAGGACUUGGAUUAUCCCCAGAGGAUAGAAAGAUGCUUUGCGAGAAUGUCAACAUCGUGUAUCACGGGGCAGCCACUGUCAGAUUUGACGAAUUGUUGAAGACAGCCGUGUUGCUAAAUACACGUGGUACGAAACAAAUGCUGGAACUGGCUAAAGAAAUGAAAAAUUUACUUUUAUUCGUUCAUAUCAGCACGGCUUAUUGCCAUCUCGAAGAAAAAGUUUUAUACGAGAAAACGUAUCCUCCGCCAGCGGAUCCUCAUAAAGUAAUCAAAUGCGUCGAAUGGAUGGAUGAUGAUGUAGUCGAGGCCAUGACGGACAAGAUCUUGGGCAAGCUACCUAAUACAUACGCUUUCACGAAAGCCUUGUCGGAAGGUCUCGUCGAAGAGUCUAUGGCGCAUAUCCCAGCGAUGAUUUUGAGGCCAAGCGUAGUUAUUCCUGUCUGGAAGGAUCCACUUCCCGGUUGGACGGACAAUAUCAAUGGACCGACUGGUCUCUUAAUAGGCGCCGGCAAGGGAGUAAUCAGAACGAUGUAUUGUAACGAAAACGGUUACGCUGAUUAUCUUCCCGCCGAUAUCGCGGUCAAUGCUAUUCUUCUUUGCACGUGCAAUUUUAUUUAUUUCAAGGAUGAGAAACGGGUUUAUAAUCUUACGAGUAGUAGCGAGUUCAAGGUACCUUGGACGGAAAUAAUAGAACGCGGCCGAAAAAUAACACAACGAGUACCUCUCAACGGAAUCUUGUGGUAUCCAGGUGGUAGUAUGAAGAAGUCGCGACUCUUGCAUAAUAUUUGUGUCUUACUCUUCCACAUGAUUCCGGCUUAUUUUAUUGACGCGCUUCUCUUUUUGCUUGGCUAUAAACCAAUCAUGUGCCGUAUCCAUCGUCGUAUAAACAAAGGUUUCGAAGUUUUCGAAUAUUACGCCAAUAGACAAUGGGACUUUGAUAAUUCGUCUGUCAUCGAUGCGAGGAGAAAAAUGAAUAGCAUAGAAUAUAAAAAAUAUCAAGUGCACGGCGAUGACAUGGACAAAGACGAAUACUUCGAAGCUUGCAUUCGAGCUGCAAGAAUUUAUAUUCUAAACGAAACUCCAGACACUCUACCGGCCGCUCGCCGACAUUUGAGAGUUAUGUACUGGGUAGACGUAUUUACGAAAAUCUUUUUCUUUCUGCUCCUUAUAUAUGUGUUGGCAUCCUGGAGUGAAAGUUUUAGAACAUUGCUCACAGAUAGUGCGACAUACGUUUUAAAAACGAUAAUGAAGUAAUAUUUUAUAUAAUUUAAUCAAAUGAAGAAGUUUUUUCGUCGAUCGUGCAAAGAUUUUAUAUCUAUUAUAUCAAAGAAUUUAAAUUUUCAUUUAAUAUCAAUAUGAAACGAUUAAGUAUAUCUCUCUUAGUAUAUUUUAUAGUGUAUACACACUACAACUGUGUUCAUUAGAUAUGGACAAAAUAAAAAGUGGAUAAAGGCAUUAUUUACACUAA
Nylanderia fulva is the source of this 2442-nucleotide messenger RNA. RefSeq names its product putative fatty acyl-CoA reductase CG5065. The record is from RefSeq and is a predicted model, not a curated record. Gene Ontology annotation, molecular function: alcohol-forming very long-chain fatty acyl-CoA reductase (NADP+) activity. Gene Ontology annotation, biological process: long-chain fatty-acyl-CoA metabolic process. Gene Ontology annotation, cellular component: peroxisome. Lineage: Eukaryota; Metazoa; Arthropoda; Insecta; Hymenoptera; Formicidae.